UGCACUGGAGCCAGCAAGUCCCUGGGCAGCAUGCUGUGUGCCCUGCUUCUCCUGCCCAGCCUCCUGGGGGCCGCCACGGCCAGCCCCACCUCGGGCCCCCAGGAGUGUGCAAAGGGAUCCGAGGUGUGGUGUCAGGACCUGCAGGCAGCAAUACUAUGCGGGGCUGUGGGGCACUGCCAAAGGGCCAUCUGGAGCAAGACCCCUGCCAAGUCCCUGCCCUGCGAUGUAUGCCAGGACGUGGCGGCGGCAGCUGGCUAUGGGCUGAACCCCAAUGCCACAGAGUCUAACGUCCUGGCUUUGGUGCUGAAGACCUGCAUGUGGCUUCCCAGCAAGGAGUCUUCAGCCAGAUGCAGGCGGAUGGUGGACGCCCACAGCUCAGUUGUCCUGAACAUGCUCGCUGGAGCCCCAGGCAGUGCCCCAGCUCAGGUGUGCACUGCGCUCACCCUCUGUGAGCCACUGCAGAGGCACCUGGCUAUCCCGGGGCCAACCUCCAAGGAGGAUAUGGCCGAGGCAGUGGCUCCAUUCAUGGCCAAGGAGCCUCUCAGCUUCCACCCUCCCCAGAUGCCUGGGGGUGCCGUGUGCCUCGACUGUGUUAGGCUCGUCUCCCGGCUCCAGGAUGCACUUCAGUCCAACUUGACCUUGGCAGAGGUGAACAUCCAGGAGCAGUGUGAGUCCUUGGGCACCGGCCUGGCUCUCCUCUGCAAGAACUAUAUCCGCCAGUUUUUCGCCCCUGCUGAGCAAACACUGAGGCUUCUCCCCCCGCAGGAGAUCUGCGGCAAGGGGGGCUUCUGCGAGGAUCUGAGGGGACCUGCCCACCUGGCUCCCGUGGCUGCUGUGGACAGGGUCCCCUCCCUGGAGCCAGUGUUGCCAAGGAAAAAGAGCGAGAUUCAGAUGACAGCCAGCCUGACCUGCGAGGUGUGCAUGGACGUGGUCAAGCAGCUGGAUCAGUGGCUGAUGUCCAACAGCUCCGAGGUCCUCAUCAUCCAGGCCCUGGAGCGGGUGUGUUCAAUAAUGCCUGCUUCCAUCCUCCAGCAGUGCAUCACCUUAGUGGACACCUACAGCCCCUCCUUGAUGCAGCUGGUGGCCAAAGUCACCCCAGAAAGAGUGUGCACGACCAUCCGACUAUGCAGCAGCCGGAGGCGGACCCGGGCAGUCCAUGGGGCUUAUGCCACCGCCCUGCCCCUAUUGAUGGAUGAAGAGAACCAGGGCAGCUUCUGCAAUGGGUGCAAGAGGCUGCUCAGCGUGUCCUCCCGCAACCUGGAGAGCAAGAGCACCAAGCGGGACAUCCUGAUGGCCUUUAAGAGUGGCUGCAGAAUCCUGCCACUGCCCUACAUGGUGCAGUGCAACCGCUUUGUCACCGAGUACGAGCCCGUGCUCAUCGAGAGCCUCAUGGACAUGAUGGACCCCGUAGCCGUGUGCAAGAAGGUGGGGGCCUGCCAUGCCCCCAGGACCCCACUGCUGGGCACUGACCAGUGUGUCAUAGGUCCCAGCUUCUGGUGCAAGAGCCAGGAGGCCGCCGAGCUGUGCAAUGCUGUGGAGCACUGCCAACUCCGUGUGUGGAAAGAGACGCCCUUCCACACCGGAGACCACGCAUGA
Galeopterus variegatus (Sunda flying lemur) is the source of this 1596-nucleotide messenger RNA. It is a transcript of the gene PSAPL1, whose product is annotated as prosaposin-like 1. The record is from RefSeq and is a predicted model, not a curated record. NCBI's taxonomy places the organism in Eukaryota, Metazoa, Chordata, Mammalia, Dermoptera, Cynocephalidae. Gene Ontology annotation, biological process: sphingolipid metabolic process. The coding region runs from base 31 to 1596 and encodes 521 amino acids. Gene Ontology annotation, cellular component: lysosome. The transcript has a single exon.